AUGAGACCUUGUAAGGAGAAAGUCAAGUGUAAACGGUUGUCCUCCACACCCCUGGAAAUCCUGUUCUUUCUGAACGGGUGGUAUUAUGCUACCUAUUUCCUGCUGGAACUCUUCAUAUUUCUGUAUAAAGCUCUGACUUUUGUAUUGGCAGGUCUCCUGCUACCAUAUCCAACAGCCAAUCUAGUACUGGAUGUGGCGAUACUCUUCCUUUAUCUUGGAAUUGAAGUAAUUCGACUAUUUUUUGGUACAAAGGGAAACCUCUGCCAGCGAAAGAUGCCACUUGGUAUUAGAGUGGCCUUGACCUUCCCAUCCGCCAUGAUGGCCUCCUAUUACCUGCUGCUGCAGACCUACAUGCUCCACCUGGAAGCCAUCAUGAACAGCAUCUUGCUCUUCUUCUGUGGCUCAGAGCUGCUCCUUGAGGUGCUCACCCUGGCUGCUUUCUCCAGUAUGGACAGGAUUUGA
Physeter macrocephalus (sperm whale) is the source of this 462-nucleotide messenger RNA. Its product is annotated as transmembrane protein 216-like. The record is from RefSeq and is a predicted model, not a curated record. The transcript has 2 exons. Gene Ontology annotation, cellular component: ciliary transition zone. NCBI's taxonomy places the organism in Eukaryota, Metazoa, Chordata, Mammalia, Artiodactyla, Physeteridae. Gene Ontology annotation, biological process: non-motile cilium assembly. The coding region runs from base 1 to 462 and encodes 153 amino acids.